Molecule: messenger RNA, 483 nt
Organism: Alternaria incomplexa
Lineage: Eukaryota; Fungi; Ascomycota; Dothideomycetes; Pleosporales; Pleosporaceae
Exons: 2
Coding region: 1-483 (160 amino acids)
Biological process (GO): mitochondrial translation
Cellular component (GO): mitochondrial large ribosomal subunit
Molecular function (GO): structural constituent of ribosome
Source: RefSeq, a predicted model, not a curated record
AUGGCGUCUCCAAUACCCUCAAUGAGCGCACUGCGCGUCCUGCGACAAUCGAUACAGCCUCAAGUACGCCAGACGAACCAAGUACGACACGCGACGCUUCUCCGCCGACCCAAGCGACCCUACACCUUCACCCAACUCGUGACCCUCUCUGACGGCAGCUCCUUCACCCUACGAACCACAAACCCACAGCCCGUAUACAAGAGCGCAAAGGACCAACGGAACUCGCCGCUAUGGAACCCGAGUUCACACAAACUACUCAAUGUCGAGGAGGAUGAGGCUGGAAAAUUGGCGGCUUUCAGAACAAAGUUCGGACGAGGAUGGGAUGCGGAGACUGAUGCCGAGAAGGGCAAGCAGACAGAAGACCAUCUGCUCGAUCUUAUCAGCAGCCAGGGCAAACCGCCAGGAAAACCGACCGAUGCCACCAAGACACCACCUGCGAAAGCGCCUGCAUCGACGCCUGUGAAACCGGCCGCGAAGAAAUAA